Messenger RNA from Labeo rohita (rohu), 4229 nucleotides. It is a transcript of the gene cep104, whose product is annotated as centrosomal protein 104. The record is from RefSeq and is a predicted model, not a curated record. Gene Ontology annotation, cellular component: cilium. NCBI's taxonomy places the organism in Eukaryota, Metazoa, Chordata, Actinopteri, Cypriniformes, Cyprinidae. The transcript has 22 exons. The coding region runs from base 62 to 2914 and encodes 950 amino acids.
GUCAAACGGUGGUUAUGGAGAUAAACGCAGACAACUGCUGUAUUUGGAGCUCAGGUACGGGAUGCCUCAUAAGAUAGGCUUCACUGUGAUCAGCUGGUCUGGUCAUGAAGGAAACUACAGUGCCAAAAAGCUAAUGGUCCAUGCGCCCACCGUCAAUGGCUGGAGAUCCACCAGGUUCUGUACAUUCCCUCAGGAAAUCAUACUGCAGUUAGUUGAGAGAUGUCGCAUCAGGAAACUCCAGCUACUGGCCCAUCAGUACCUGAUCCCAUCCAAGAUCGAGUUCCACAUUGGAGAUAGAUUGCCAGAGUCCAGUUCACCCCAGCAGACUCAUAGUCUCCACAGAUUGGGGUAUGUGUCUCUCUCUGACAACGAGAAGACUGGUUUCAGAGCCAGAGAGCUGAAGUCUGUUCAUGUUGAUGCUGUUGGGUCUUACUUGAAGCUCACCUUUCACAGAAACCAUGUUAACCAGUACAACAUCUACAAUCAGGUGGCAUUGGUGGCCCUGAAUAUUUUGGGUGACCCUGUGGAUGGAAGUGAAUCUGGGACAACACUCAGCAGAGAUCAGCUGAUUGAUCAGUAUCUAAACAACAGCCAGCACAGCUCAGCUUUAGAUGGCACAUACACCGGGCUCUCAAGUUAUAAAUGUGACUCUAUCUCGCCGCUCGAUGACUUGGCGUUUGACAUGUAUCAGGACCCUGAGGUGGCCCAUAUUAUUCGACUGCUGGACCAGAAAAAACAGGACAUGGUUCGGGAGGAAAGAUUUGAUCUGGCUAAAAAACUCAAACAAGCUAUUGCAGACCUGCAAAAGGUGGGAGAGCGUUUGGGCCGGUAUGAUGUGGAGAAACACAGUGCCAUAGAACGAGAGGACUAUGACACAGCCAAGCAGAAAAAGGAACAAAUGGAAGCUUACAGACUCACAGUCUACCAGCAGCUGGAGCUCCAUGACCUUCUAGACAUCAGUCAGAUCCACAGAACGUCUGAGCUUUCCAUCUCUGAAUUUACGUCCCCACGGGUUGGGACACAGAAAGACACGCCUCAUCCAGCAGACUCACCCAGGAAGAGAAGACAGAGGCAACAUGUGAAGGAGAAAGAUGAGCAGGACACUUCAAAAGCAGCUAGCCCCAAACAUACAGUCGCCCUAACACCCCUUACUCCUCCUCAUGUCCCAAAGUUAGACAUCAGUUCCCUUCCUUAUGAUGAGAGGCCUUUACCUGCUCUAAGGAAGAGGUCGGGCGAUCAGCCAAUUAAUGAGCUUGAAGAGAUGCCCACUCUGACAGACACAGCCACUCCACGUAGCCCUGGGGCCCUGGGACAACCAGAACCGCUCACAGAGAAAGCUCAGAGGGAGGCCAGUCUGCCCAUUGACGUCUUUGGAGACAGUCUGGUGGCAGGGGCCUAUUCCAAGACGUGGUCCUACAGGGAGGAUGCUUUGCUGGCAGUCCACAAGAAACUGAUGGAGGUUCCACCUGGAACCCCAAAAGCAGAACUGCGGAGCAUGACGAAAGCAGCAGUGUUCCUCUGCAAGAAAGCUCUCACAGAUAAAGUGUCAUCUGUGUUUCUUGCAUCUCUCAAUCUGCUUCGAAUGAUUCUGAGUGAGUUUAUUCCCAAUCAUCAGCUGGGCAAAUCUGAGAUCAGUCACUGUGUGGAACAGACUUGGAAUAAUCUGCUCUCCAGGACCGGAGAAUCCACCCCAAGACUGAGAACACAAGCUGUUACCUUCAUACAGGAAAUGGCUUUAUUUAAGGAGGUGAGAGCUCUGCAGAUGGUUCCUGUGGAGCUUGUGAGGCCCAUGCAGAGCAGUGUACCCGCUAGACUAGCGCUGAGCAGACUGGAACUGCUGGAGAAGCUUCUAGAACAGCUGGGCACCAAGGACUCUGGCUUCACCCUCGACAACGUCAUGCGGUUUCUUGCAGGUGGAUUGGAGCACAGCGCUGCCUCAGUGCGGGAACUCUCUGUGAGAGUCGUCCAGGCUAUGUACCGUCUUCACGGAAAAGCAGUCUUGAAUUAUCUGCCACGUGAUGACACCAGCACACGUAGAAAUGUCCUCUACAAGAACCUUUUUGACUCACUCACCCAGUUAGAUGGAAACACCAUCAACACGCAGAAGCCAAAAAAAGGGGCAGAAAAGGAAGAUGGUGAGAAGGAAAAAGAGGAAAUCAGAAGCUUACAAGAACAGCUUGCAGUGCUGAAGGAAAUCAGUGAGAAGGGGAAGGAAAAUACCAAAGUACCUGAGAAAAAAGCUGAGAAGUCACCCAAAACAGCAGGUAUUAAGAAGGUUAACCAGUCUGUUCCUGCUGAUGCGAAAGGCAGCCAACCAUCUGCAGCUAACUUCUUAGACAAUCUGUGUAUUUUCUGUGGAGAAAGAGAUGAGUCAUUCACCGAGGACGGACUCGACCUGCACUACUGGAAACACUGCCCAAUGCUGCAGCGCUGCCUUCAGUGCAGACAGGUGGUGGAGAUUGCAAGCCUUACAGAGCACUUGCUGACUGAGUGUGAGCAGAGGGCAGAUUUCACCCAGUGUCCUCUCUGCUCUGAAGCUCUCACCCGAGACAAGCUAACUGAACACGCUCAAAGCGCUGCUUGCAAUCCACCGGCUUCUGGAGAAGAUUGUAAUCACUGUCCUCUCUGCCAUGAAAACUUUGCUUCGGGGGAGGAGGGCUGGAAGUCUCACCUCAUGGGAAUUGAGGGUUGUAAACAGAACUCACGGAGGAGAGCGGUACAGCAGAGCAGUCUCUCACAAGCACAAGGAAAGACAGUCAGCACAGCUAUAGCAAAGACAACUGCGCUCAUAUCCGAGUCCAAGGCUCGAGGGCUGGGCAGAGGCAGUCGUAUCCCCGCUCCUGCUUCCAGGAUCCACAGACGCACCCAAAUUCUUUCAGGCAAGGCCUCUACCAACCGACUACAACAGGCAUAGCACAAAGGCUGAAAUAAUCUCAUAUGAGUGAUUCUUAGCAAAAAAACAUGAAUAUACUUUAUAUCAGGUUUUAAAUAUUGCAUUAUUGGACUCUUGUUGCUGUACUGAUUUAGAUAAGACACAGCAUCAUUAUUCUGAUAUAAAAUGCUCCCAUAAAUGAAUGUAAAAUAUCUCAAAUGUGUCGAUGGCUUGUGAACAAAAAUACUUGAGCAGAUACACACUCUAUAUUUAGCUCUGUUUACCUUUUCAGGUGGAUCACCUGGAUUUUUUUGUAAUCUAUUUGAGAACUUUAUUCUUGUAUAUUGUUUUAUACUUGUUUGUGUGUGUGUGUGGUGUAUAUGAAUAUUUUGUGAUUGUAGCACUUUGAUUUUUAAUGGUUCAUUGGCACCAAAGCCAAAAGUGAAAAGUAGCCUUUGAGGGAAAAAAAAAGCAAAAAAAUUUUGUCCAGACAGAUUUGUAUCAUUGUAUCUAAUUCAGAUAAUUCAGUUCAGUUUCCUGCAGCACUUGCCUUGCAAAAUUUAGUGAGCAAACCAAAAAAAUGUUGUUUGUCUUGAAGAAGUCAAAGGCUAAUUCAAGUCGCAGAACUGCCUUGGUGCUUCUCAGAGAAUUCUUGGGUUCUUAUGUUGCCAAGACAUAAGGCCACUGCUGGGAGAAUAAAGAGCCAUAAGGCAAUGCUGUUAGACUAUUAUUUCAUAUGUUUGGUCUUUGCAUUUGCUUCAGUAUUAGAGAAACUCUUGGCCUUGUUUGUAGUGCGUUUUAGUCUAAUUUUUGUUUUAGUCUAGUGUGUGAUGUGUUAAAUCACAGCUGUUCUAUUGAUUGUGUUAGAAAGGUAAUGCUUUAGUCCAGUCGUGCUUAUAAAAUCAGAGACCGAAGAUAUGAAACAAGGCAGUCCGAGUGAUCCUGUGCCUGAAAAUAAGCCAUAAUGUCACUUUUUGAAGUAUUUGCAUAUAGUGAAGUUUGAGCACAAGUAUGCAGUCAGUUUUCCUAUAGUCAAGGGACUUUAGAGAGGGAGUUUUUAAAGGUACUAAUAGGCUUUAACAGUAUGUUAUACUGGAUUAAAACAAACCGGUUUAAAACACUUGCAGUGAUCCCAGCACAGAGGUGUUUCUUUUUAAGAAUGUCUUCUGGUGUCAUAGAUGACAUAAUGUAUUGUCUGUAGCUCCUACAACUCACUGCUGAGACACGCAUUAUAUAACUGACAUUAAUUAACCCCUGCCGACAUGAUGCCCUCGUGUGGCAUUACAGAGAUGUCUAAUAUGAUGAUAUGAAUGAGAUGUCACUUAUUUAUUUAAGUCAACCUAAUCAUUUUUUUUUU